GCAGGCGCCCCCUUCUUUGGCUGCGCCUAGAGGGGAACCGAAAGGACAGGGUGCGCGGGAGGCACGCAGAGCCCUGGGCUGCCUGCGCUCGCAGCGCCUGGGGAAUUGGUUGUGGGCGAGGCGGCCCCGGCUGCCCUUUAUCGCUCGCUGGGCUCGUCUUUUGAAACUUUAUCAGUGAGUCUCACCACUAGCCGCAGACGCGAGCGGCGGGGGGGGCGGGGGCGCAGAGGCGCCGGCAGCCGUGACGAGGCGCUCCCGGAGCUGAGCGCUUCUGCUCCGGGCACGCAUGGCGCCCGCACACGGAGUCUGACCUGAUGUAGACGCAAGGGGGUUAAUAUGAACGUCCCUCUCGGUGGAAUCUGGCUCUGGCUCCCUCUGCUCUUGACCUGGCUCACCCCUGAGGUCAGCUCUUCAUGGUGGUACAUGAGAGCUACAGGUGGCUCCUCCAGGGUGAUGUGUGACAAUGUGCCAGGCCUGGUGAGCCGGCAGCGUCAGCUGUGCCACCGACACCCAGAUGUGAUGCGUGCCAUCGGCCUGGGUGUGGCUGAGUGGACGGCAGAGUGCCAGCACCAGUUCCGCCAGCAUCGCUGGAACUGCAACACCCUGGACAGAGAUCAUAGCCUCUUUGGCCGGGUCCUCCUCCGAAGUAGUCGGGAAUCGGCCUUUGUUUACGCCAUCUCUUCAGCUGGCGUUGUAUUUGCCAUCACCAGGGCCUGUAGCCAAGGAGAGCUAAAGUCCUGUUCUUGUGAUCCAAAGAAGAAAGGAAGCGCCAAGGACAGCAAGGGCACCUUCGACUGGGGUGGCUGCAGUGACAAUAUUGACUACGGGAUCAAAUUCGCCCGAGCAUUUGUAGAUGCCAAGGAAAGGAAAGGCAAGGAUGCCAGAGCCCUGAUGAAUCUUCACAACAACAGAGCUGGAAGGAAGGCUAUAAAGCGCUUCUUGAAACAGGAAUGCAAGUGCCAUGGUGUGAGUGGCUCGUGUACUCUGAGGACGUGCUGGCUGGCCAUGGCUGACUUCAGGAAAACAGGCGACUAUCUCUGGAGGAAGUACAACGGGGCCAUCCAGGUGGUCAUGAACCAAGACGGCACUGGCUUCACUGUAGCCAAUAAGAGGUUUAAGAAACCAACGAAAAAUGACCUCGUAUAUUUUGAGAACUCUCCAGACUACUGUAUCAGGGACCGAGAGGCAGGCUCCCUGGGUACAGCAGGCCGUGUGUGCAACUUGACUUCCCGAGGCAUGGACAGCUGUGAAGUCAUGUGUUGUGGGAGAGGCUAUGACACAUCCCAUGUCACCCGGAUGACCAAGUGUGAGUGUAAAUUCCACUGGUGCUGUGCCGUGCGCUGUCAGGACUGCCUGGAGGCCCUGGACGUGCACACAUGCAAGGCCCCCAAGAGUGCCGACUGGACGACUCCUACAUGACCUCAGCAGAGGUCACAUUCUCCCUUUCUUCCCUCAAGGACUCCAAUUACAUCUGCAAGGACACUGGACCUCUGGGUUGUUUUCAGGGGGCUGUUUCUCAAGGCAUGUAGUCUUCAUCUCAACAGAAACCCCCUUUCCCCUCUCUGGGGGCCCCGGGACUGGGAACCAGAUGCUGCACAUAAGUAUACUCUAUUCUGUCUAUCUUGGGCAUUCUGAGGCCACCUCUUUUCCUGCUGAUAUCUUUUUGGAAAUGGUAUGACAGGUUGUUAGAGGGGGAGGGUCAUGGCCCCCUACCACUAUCACCUAGACAUUUCCUCUUUCCUCUUAGGCUGUUGGGAGAAACAACAUCACAUAGCAAAGGAGCUUUCUCUGUGUCUUUCCACAGAUUCUAACAGUUCAACGAGUUCAUGCUUCUCUCUGGGGGGUCAGGGUAGGUAUGGAAAGCAGAAUCAACUGACACCAAAAUUUCCUCGUUUUUUUUUUUUAAAGACUAAGUGAGAGCUUUAACUAAGUGAUAACUGUUGAUAGCAUCCUUGGUGAUUGCCUAGAGAAGGAUGGCUUCCAAUAAACAUCAGGUUAAAACAUGUAUGUUUUCAGAGAAUGUAUUGGAUAUUAAGCCCGGAUAUAAUAGGGUGAAAAUGUUUGUCCUUUCAGACUGUUAUUUUGAACUUUCCUGUCAGCCAACACCUCAGAAAGUGAUGGUUGUUCCUCACUGCCCCAUCAGUUUAAGGACUCUUAAGAGAUGAGACUUCUCAGCAGACUCUGGAGAGAAUCUGAAGGGGGAUGGGUGAUCUAGCAGUAUUAUUUAACUACUGGGUAAAUAUGGUUUAAAAAAUGAUAAUACUAAUAGCUUUGUGAGUGGAAUAUCAUAAAUGUGCUUGUAUGGCAAAAAAGGAAAGAAAAAAGAAAAAGAAAAAAGAAAAGAAAAGAAAGCAAUAAAAUCCCAGUGGAAUUUUUGACUAAGACUACUUUGUGCAUGCCCACUGUGAGGAGCAGUGUAUUGCUGACAGAGAGGUCUUCAGAGCCUAGGACCAGCUCUCCCAUAUUCAGAUACCCCGGAUUGCUUUGUUGUGUGUUGAGGAACAUUGGCUAGGAUCCACCAACCUUAUGGCCUGACCCUCCUGUGUUUGUUUCAUGCUUGCACGCUAUGAGGAUGCAGCCUAGAGAAAGAUAGCACAUAACUUCACCUUUAAAUCUGGUAACAUGACUGUAUCACAUUGCAAGCACUCUGUAACUUGGAGAUCAUAUUUAAAUAAUACAGCUAUAGUUACAGGAAUAUCAAUGUGGAAAUAAGGAUUGCCUUCUGCCAGGAGAGGACAUUCAGAGAAAAUGGAGUGGCUGUCAACCCCAAUUUAUGAUUUUAAUGUUAGAUGAGAGAAAGUGAAGUUGAUAAGACUACUUAUUUUCAUGCUGCCUAAUCUGGUUCUUUUACAUAUAAUUUCUUCAUAGAACUGUAUUAUCUAAUAGGAUGUCUCCCGGUACACAGCCAGCAUCAACUGGUGCUUUCUUAAUGUUUCAUACUUUGGCCUUCAUUUUUCCAUCCUUGUCCAAAUCACUCAGCCUGAAGCUCACGGACAACAAAUAAAAUGACUGAACUCCAAUACUGUCCUCCUCUCCUCCCUUUCUUCCCUCCCCUUCUAGUGACUGGGGUCAAACCAGGGUCUUAUCCUUGCCAGGCAAGUGCCUCUAGCCCUGAGCCACAUCUACAUCUGUUCUUUUUGUAUAUCAUGAAUUCAGUAAAUAGGAACAAUGAGCAGGAAAGUGGCAACUCAGGGCUUAGCAUGGGGAAGGCCUGGCUGGGACACAGCUCCCAGUAUCCUAGACACUGGGAAAGCUUUCUUGAGCUUCCCAAAGCCACCAUCACUUCUUGCUACUAAAUGAAUGGUGAAAUCUUAAAUCCAUGGAUAGCUUUAGGGUGGGGAAGAUUUCUCCAGGAUAGCAGCUCCUGCCAGUUCAGGCAAACAAAACUGAAGAGACCUGAAAGGAUCCCUGCAAACUUCAGCUGGAACCCUAGUAUCCACAUAAAUAGGACUUCAAAAGGUUAGUUUGUCCAUUCAAAAGAGCAAGUUUCUCUCAGAUGAACUGAACAGAGACUACAGAAUUUUAGCCUCCAGUAGAUAUAUAUCUUUUUAACUAUUAUUGCUGAGAUGUUAACUUCCUGAACUUCUUUGCUGAGAUAUGUCCCUCUGAUAGGCAUCAAGGAAGCAAGGCCUAUCUGUACAAAGCCUGCAGAUUUUGCUCUAGUGUGUGAGGACAUGGGACCCGGCCCUGCAGAGGGCAGUGGCUCUGGGGUGGUGGAGAGAAGGAACAGAACAAGCAAAUGAGAUGUUCUAAUAUGUUUCUAUUUCCAAAAGAGGACAUUUAUAUUUGAAAAGAAUUAAAACAAUAACUUCAAACUCACUUUCUUUGGGGCUUAGUAGAAGCCCUAAAGAUAUUCUGGAAGUCUGAAAUACUCUAAGACUUUGAUUAUCUUGGGUCGUUAUGAAAAGUCUAUCACAUUUUAUUAGCAAAACAAAAUAAGGAAGAUGACCAUUGAGGUUGAACUCCCCCUCCUGCCCCCCUGCAAAUUAAAGUCACUCUAUAAAUUGGUUCCUUAGGCCUUGGUUAACUUUAAUUAAUUUCCUGCACUAUCUGAAUCCAUCUUGAAUAGUGACUAUGGUUCUAUGGAAUAAUCACAACACAACCCUAAGACGUAGCCUGUGGAUGGCCUUUUUCAGCAUAUUUUCUUUGCUAAAAGUUGUUUGCAUUGCUGACUGACAGUUGUCCAUUGUUUUGACAUUUGCUUUGUCAAGUAACCUUCCAAUUAUAGUACCCUCCCACAACCCCUUCUAGUCUGAAAUCCAUGUCCUAUCUCAAGAGGUCAGUUCUCCCCUCAAGUGUCUUUAGCCUGAGCAAGAAAGGAUUGUUAAGUAUUCUCAGUUCCCAGUGUGCUCCUUCACUGCCUGACAGAUUUCCAGGGGCAGAGAGAAGGGUGGGGCAUAAGGCUCAGCAGAACAUUUCCUAGGGCAUCACCAGGUUGAAACAGACUCCUGAGAGGUAAAGCUAUUCCAUUUGAGUGGCAUCAAGUGAUUGAACCAGAUAUAAAGAAAAGCUUUGACCAGCUUUGGCCACUUUUCAAAUGACUGGUCAAGCUCUGUAAACAUAGGCAGUGACAUUUUCCAUUCUUGUUGGCUAUGCCUGCCCUUUCUGAUGUUGUCACUUCCUUCCCAUCAAGUAACUUCUUCAGGAGAGUCAAGGACCCUGGCCAGAACUCAAGCCUUACCCACUGGACAGUUCUUUGUACUUGAAAUCAUCAUUUAUUGCAAGGUUAUUUUUAAAUCAUCUCUACUAUAGUCCUUCAUCUUAGAAUUAUUGCUAUUAAAGAAAACAAAAUCAAGUGUUGUGUUGGUUUUUUUCAAAGAUAUCUUUAAAGUUGGAAUACCAAGCUCCCCAAUGACUAUCCUAGGCCUGGUAAUUUAGAGAAGAUCCUUGCCAUCUGUGGUAGAGUUACAGCAGACCACCUCAGAGCCCCUGCACAACUGCGCUUGAACACCCCUGGACCAUAUUCUCAGCUUUUAGAGGUUGGCCUGGGGCUUGUGUCUCACACAGUUGAAAUACAUUCACCCCUCCCUGCCACACACGUGCCUCUUGCAUGAUCUCAAAAAUCAAAGCUCAGAGAGGUGUCCAAUGGACCAGAACCCGUUUUUUGUGACUAGUUUUGUAUUUCAAUCUGGGUUUCUUUAUCUUAAGAGCAACAAUUGUACUUAAUAAACAGACCUCAAUAGUUCUAAAACUGGUAAGUGGCCUGGCAGGGAUUUGUUGAACUUCUGGUAAGAAAUGCUUGGCUGAGAGCGGGCAGGUGAGGCCAGGUGACUUUGUUCUUCUCCUCCCGAGGCAGAGACAAGAGUUUCAGUCAUCCUUGAGAGUGGGCUUUACAUUUUUCUGGGGAUCAGCAAAGUGACAAGUAGUCUGAAAUCUAACACGAUCAUUAUUUUUUUAAACUGUAGUAAUUUCCAGCCCUGGCCGUUCUGGUUUGUUUUUCCUUUCUCCCCAAUAUUCCCAUGGAUUUCUGUUUAGCCAAACCUCCCCCUUCCAUAAGCUAAUAAAAGUGUCACGUAGGUUGCUAUAAAGAACUAUUGUUAUUUACAAGUCGGCAUUUUCUGUGAAAUCAAAA
Molecule: messenger RNA, 5572 nt
Organism: Apodemus sylvaticus (European woodmouse)
Lineage: Eukaryota; Metazoa; Chordata; Mammalia; Rodentia; Muridae
Gene: Wnt2
Product: Wnt family member 2
Exons: 5
Coding region: 337-1419 (360 amino acids)
Biological process (GO): cell fate commitment; multicellular organism development; neuron differentiation
Cellular component (GO): extracellular region
Molecular function (GO): frizzled binding; cytokine activity
Source: RefSeq, a predicted model, not a curated record